Molecule: messenger RNA, 2548 nt
Organism: Bradysia coprophila
Lineage: Eukaryota; Metazoa; Arthropoda; Insecta; Diptera; Sciaridae
Product: zwei Ig domain protein zig-8-like
Biological process (GO): synapse organization
Cellular component (GO): neuron projection membrane
Source: RefSeq, a predicted model, not a curated record
AAUGAUCUCUUUUGCGGAAUACUUACGCUGGACAGCUAGACGCGUUCCGUUCUAACUAUAUCAUCUAUUUCAACUAAAAACAACAUAGAACAGAAAAAUAUUAGCCUAACCUAAAAAUCCGGAAAUUGUAAUAAGUUUGAAGUGAAACGAACUCAUAUAGUGGCAGUAACCGCAAUGCGUACAUAGGACAUUGAAAGUAUUCUCUUGUUUAUUUCUUUCUUUUUUCUCCAUGCAUAACAUUUUUGUUGGCUGUGAAUCAAUUGACAUCGUCUACAUUUCGCGACGAUAUAAACAAUUUUGUGUUUGAGACACCAGACAUUAUGUUACAACAAGAAGUUUAAAAGACUUGUGAAAAAUAAGAACGUUUACCGAGUUGGAUCCGCGUAUGAGAAAAUUUCGCUAAAAGCUUUUCUUUUGCGAAAGUUCUUCAAACUGAAAAAAAAUGCAGUGAUAGCUUCCGAUUCAAGACUUCUCUAGAUGCAAAGAAUUUUUUUUUGCAGCUAAGAGAAAUAUUCUAAAGUUUUUAAGUGCUUUUCGUAGAAAAGUUUAUAUUUUCCAUUUUCCGUGUGUGUUGUUCUACUUAUAUACUUGUUUGUUUCGACUCUCUUUUUUAUUCUUAAUUUUCUCGUGUUUCUUACGUUUGUGCACACGAUUUUCGUAUACAAAAAAUUUAUGUGAAAUUUGCUUCUCGAGCGUAUAAGAAUUCGAUUCACUAAUUUAAAGCAAAAAAUACGCGAAAGACGAUACGGCUAAAAUAUAAAUGGGAAAAUGCACAUUAUCGCACACCGAGCUGCAAUAUAAUACACACACGGGCAUAUAAGUACUUAAAUGGCGAAAAUUAUGUGUUGUUUAUAAAAGCUUUUCUCCGGAAAUAACAAAAAUUGGAUAAUUUACAAGUGAAAAGGGUGGUUUCGGUUGCGCUCUAAGGUAACCAAAAAAGGCAGUAAUAUCAUAUCAACCACCACUACCACCCCCGAGUCAUGGCAGAACUUUGCGAUCAGGUGUUACCACAGACAGUUCACAGCACCGAAUGUUAUUCGCUGAGAAUGUGUUCAUAAAAUUGUGCGAAAUUGUGUAAGUUAACUUUAACACCCCAAUUUAUUUCUCCGGUGCAAAAUAUAUGUUACCUAACAUUUGUGAAAUAUAAUAAUGGAAGAAACAAAAAUGAAAUAGAACGCGUAACCGAAAAUAAUGUUGGUAAUUUUAAUAAAAUUAAUAAUAAAGAACAUAACAAGGAAAAGUCAAAUUUCCGAAUGAUUCAUUUUUGGUGAAAUGUGAACUUUUUGUUGAACCGAAAAAAAAUUUACGAAAAAAAAGUGAAAAUGUUAUUACACCGAAAAAUGUGAGAGAUAUGGUACACGAAAAUAAUAAUUUUAUAAUGAAAGAAAUGUGAAAUGUUAAUAUUUCAUGUGAUCUAGAGUAAUUUGUAGUGAGAUGCUGAACAAAAAUUUCAUUUUCAUAAGAAUUUUCAUUCUUUUUGCUGGUUUAAAUGAUUUGACAAGCGGAGGCUUCCAGGGACCAAUCGAUGGCGGAUAUAAUUCUUUAACAGAUGCUGGUACAACAACACUGUACAGUUUAACGGCGAAAUGGAGUGAGCCGUAUUUCGAUGCAAUGAUACAAAAGAAUGUUACGGCUUUGGUUGGUAAAUCGGCUUAUUUGAGCUGUAAAGUCAGAAAUUUGGGCAAUAAAACGGUUUCAUGGAUCCGUCAUCGAGAUGUGCAUAUAUUAACUGUGGGCAGUUACACGUAUACGUCAGAUCAACGAUUCCAAGCCACCUACCACAAAGACACGGAUGAUUGGACAUUGCAAAUAAAAUGGGCACAGAAACGUGACGCUGGAAUGUAUGAAUGCCAGAUAUCUACAGUACCGAUCCGUAGUUUUUUCGUUAAUUUAAACGUUGUUGUUCCAACUGCAGCAAUUUUAGGAUCACCCGACCUACAUGUGGACAAAGGCAGUACGAUUAAUUUAACAUGUGCUGUCAAAUACAGUCCAGAGCCGCCCGCAUACAUUUUUUGGUAUCAUCACGAUGAGGUGAUUAGCUAUGAUUCAACAAGAGGAGGCGUAUCCGUAAUCACUGAGAAGGGUGAUGUGACAACAUCGUAUUUACUUAUACAAAACGCUGAUCUAGCAGAUUCUGGUCGGUAUUCGUGUUCACCAUCAAAUGCAGACGUAGCUAGUGUGAGAGUGCACGUUUUAAAUGUUCGUCCGGUUAUUUCAGGCGAACAUCCAGAAGCGAUGCACACCAAUUCAUCGAUUAGCCGGCAUAUUGACUCGAAUCGAACAAGUAUAAUGGUGCUUCUACUAUGGUUUUCGUUAGUUUUUUCUAUGUAUCAAAGACAAUUGUUUUUUAAAUGUGAACGGUGAUAAUAAGUAAGUUAAAAUUUAAGUGAUACCGACGUGAAUAAGAAGAAGAUGAUAAGAUGAAAUUAUAAACAAGAAAAUUGUAAUUGAAUUUAUAAAUUUUAUGAUGAAAAAUGUUUAUGAAACCAACCCAAAAAAAAUAAAUAAGUAAAUUGCUGUAACAACUAAAAGUGUAAUAAAAAAGUAA